GCUAAACAGUGUUGCCAACUUAGUGGAUUCUCCACUAAAACUGGUGGUUUUGAGCCCCGAUUUAGUGGCAAAAUAUUGCGUUUAGUGGCUGGUGGAAUUUUCUAGUGGUUUAGUAAAUUUCAGUUUCAAUUAUUCACACAUUACACAUUAUGCUUCCAAGGUAGCGCUAUCUCUUGUACGGAUAGUAUAUGUAUAUAAAAUUGCAGGAAACUGUAAAUUUUUCAAAUUGUCAUCUAUUACAGCUUUCUGUAAUUCUAUUAGGUACUAUUUAUUAGGAAAGAAAUCUGUUAGGAUAUAAAAUAUGGGUGUGGGUGUGGCCGUAAAAUAUGACAUGAACGUCAUGAAAUGAACAACAGUGAAACGCCACAGUGGUUAUCUUAUCAUUGCGACUUGUGAGUUUAUUGAUAUUGAUACGUAAACGUAACUAUGCCGAAACCACAAUAUAGACAACAUUUUCGGGAUUCUUGGCUUCAAGACCCACAUUUAAAAGAUUGGCUACAAGUUAUUGAAAGUACUACCGGUCAAGAAGCGAAAUGUAAAUUUUGUGGUACAACUUUAAGGAGUCACUACGGAGAUUUGAAAUCUCAUGGGAUGUCAAAGAAGCAUCAACAAAAUAAAAAGGUUAUAACUACGCAGCCUAAGAUUCCGUUCAAGCCAGAGCCCAUUGGAAGUAAAAAAAAGCAAGAAGCCAGACUUGCAUUAUUUACAGCCAUGCAUACUAGUAUACGUGUCGUUGACCAUUUAGGAGAGGUAUACAAUAAUAAUCACGAAAAAGAUAUCGAAAAAGUUCAACUGCACCGAACUAAAUGCACCUCGAUUAUAAAAAAUGUGUUAGCACUGCACUUCACCGAGGUUCUAAAAAAAGAUUUUAAAGAUCAACCAUUUAGCCUAAUAAUUGACGAAUCUACAGAUAUUACUGUGCAUAAAUACUUGGGUUUGAUAAUUAUUUAUUACAGUAAAUUACACCAAAAAAUAGUAUCCACGUUUCUAGACCUUGUUAACAUUCAUGAAUGUAAUGCUGAAGGCAUUGUUUCUACGAUAAAGAAAACGAUCAAACGAUUCGAUCUCCGACUUGAAAAUUUAAUGGGAAUUGGUACAGAUAACGCUUCUGUGAUGGUUGGAGUGAAUAACGGAGUCUAUGCCAAAUUGAAGGAAGAAGUACCACACCUGAUUUUGGUGCGUUGCUUGUGCCAUUCCUUGCAAUUGGCUGUUUCAGCUGCUGCAAAAGAAUUUUUACCGAGAAAUUUGGAGUUUUUAAUUAGGGAAACAUAUGAUUGGUUUAGUCGCUCGUCUUCCAGACAAUCGCUUUAUAAAAAAUUAUACGAAACCAUCAACGAUGGACAGAAACCGCUAAAAAUAGUUCAAGCAUGCCAGACAAGGUGGUUGUCAAUCGAAUCUGCUGUAUCGAGAAUAUACACGCAAUGGCUAGAGCUAAAAACACAUUUUUCCAUAGCUAAAGUACAUGAAAGAUGUCACACGGCUGAGUUAUUGCACUCUAUGUAUGCGAACGAGAUGAAUUACGCAUAUAUUUCAUUUUUAUAUCCAAUUCUUAUUGAAAUAAACCGAGUAAAUAAAAUGUUCGAGUCAACAGAUACGGACCACACCAAAUUGUGUGAAGAGUUGAUCAACCUGAUAAAUAUGUUGGUCAACAAGGUUACGUUACCUACGAAUAAAUUUAAUAUUUUUACUCAAAAUAUUCGUGAUUUUUUGGAUAAAAAAUGUUAUCUUGGAUUCCGAUUUCACAAUCAAAUUCUUGAAAUGAGAGAAAAAGGAUUACCACGGGAAGACGAAGAAAUGAUGCGGCAUCGGUGCAUGACAUUUAUAGUAAAUCUAAUUGAAGAAAUCAAAAAUAGGUUACCAGAAAAUUUGACACUGAUGAAAAAAAUAUCCCGAAUAAGUGUUGAACAAGCACUUAAUCACAAUAAAGAACCACUAACUGACAUAAUGGCUCAGUUCAAUAAAAGUGCAGAACAUAUAGCAAGAGUCGAUGAUCAGUGGCAUCAAAUUCAUUUAUUGAAAUGGAAUGAGACUAAAAACACAAAAAAAUUUUGGAAUGAAGUAUUGCAUUUCAAAGACGCUCAAGGAGAAUCGCGGUUUGAAGAAUUAGCGACUUUUGCGUUUACUCUACUAAUACUGCCUCAUUCUAAUGCCGAUGUUGAGAGACUAUUUAGCAGUAUGAAUGUAAUAAAAAACAAACAGAGGAAUAGAAUUAAGUUAAAUCUUUUAACUGCUAUAUUAAGAGUACGCUGUGGUUUGAGGUUGGAAGGAAAAUGCUGCAAUGACUAUGAGAUUCCAGUAAGCGUUAUAAAACAAAUCGGUACCAAAGAAUCGUAUCAAUCCGAAACUGAAGAUGAUGGGGCAGACAUAAAUGAUUCCUCUGAAGAAGAAGAAAUGGUUUAGAAUAGUCCUCGUUACUAAAUAUUUUUUGUUUCUUUUCUAUCUACUUAUUAAUGUUAAUUUACUACAAAUUUAUUUCAAUUUUAUUACCUACAUAAUAAAGGAAACUAAUAACUUAAUAUAAGUACUUAUUUUCUUUCCCAAAACAAAAUAAAAUUAGUGGAAAAUUUAGCGAUUAUGAGUGUAGGACCAUUUUUUGUUAGUGGUUUUCUGGUGGUUUUAAAGGUUGGAUCUAGUGGAUAGCUAGUUUUACAGUUGGCAACACUGC
This is a messenger RNA of Diabrotica virgifera virgifera (western corn rootworm), 2665 nucleotides long. RefSeq lists its product as uncharacterized. NCBI's taxonomy places the organism in Eukaryota, Metazoa, Arthropoda, Insecta, Coleoptera, Chrysomelidae. The transcript is spliced from 2 exons. The record is from RefSeq and is a predicted model, not a curated record. The coding region runs from base 427 to 2400 and encodes 657 amino acids. Gene Ontology annotation, molecular function: protein dimerization activity.